AGAUCCUUGCAUGUCUCAAAUGCUACUAAGGGUCAUUCGUAUAUAAAUAUGAGAUAGAAAGUCAACUUCCUUCUGUAGCCAAAUGCAUUUCUACAGAAAUCAAUAACGGACUAUAAAGCUCCAAAAAAGUCCCUCUCUGCGUCAAAAUUAUUUCUAUCAAUCGAGUUGAGAAGGAGACCACACAGUUUAACAUACCUCGCCUAUCGCUCUCCAUUCCAAAGACCACAACUUGCUACCUAUACGGAAGACUCCUUACAUACAGACAUACUUAAAAUGCUCAGUGUGAGGUCUGGAUUUGUGUUUGUCUGUCUGUUGGUCGUUGGUGUGGAAUCCUAUUGGUACCAGUACCUUGGCAGUGGACCGUACUUUAACAAAAACUGGAAGCAGCAUCGCAGAAGUCUGAGUUGUGCCGAAAGCGAAGAAUCUUGCCGACGCUCGAGCGAAUGCUGCGACACUAAAGACGUGUGUGUAAGAGACAGACAACAAGGUGGAAUCUGCAGGAAUAUAGAGAAUGCAAAGUUGAAUCCCGAGGCUCUCAAACCUAUAGGAACCCAGUGUUCGGACAGUGCGGAGUGCGGCGUCGGUCUUUGUUGUAGAGGCGUCUUCCUGUUCCGGUUUGGAAAGGUCAAUCGAUGUCAAAGAAGUGAUGGCCCUUUUAUGUGCAUUGCUAGUGAAUCAUUCGAGUACUAGAUUUUAAUUUUUUUUUCUGAAGCAUUUCCAAGUCACGCACAUGUUUCAUCAUUCACACUUUAACCUGUUGCAAAUGCGCGGCAUUCAAUUUGUCUGUACCACUUGUUGUGUUAUAGGACCGACGACAUAAAAAUUAAGUACAUGUAGUCAAUGCUUAAAUUUUAUGCGAUGACACAUAUUAAAUGAAAAUACCCUUUGUCUAAAGAGAAUUUAUGUACUGUUUUAACGACCCCGUGUAACGAUGACAAACAUGACUUUUGUAAGGAUUUUUUUUGGUAUACUUUUAAUUAACCAUUGAUCAAAUGAAAUACAUAUAUACUAGAAGGAAAGAAAUGGCCAACUCAACAGGAAGUUACGGAGUAUUUUUUGUGGAUUUGGUAGAUGGCGCUGUGGCUGUCGUCGGUGUUGUAUCAACUAUAAAAAAUUGAUUAAAUAUGUUAAGAAAUGAU
Magallana angulata is the source of this 1139-nucleotide messenger RNA. RefSeq lists its product as uncharacterized. The transcript is spliced from 4 exons. Bases 274 to 690 code for a protein of 138 amino acids. NCBI's taxonomy places the organism in Eukaryota, Metazoa, Mollusca, Bivalvia, Ostreida, Ostreidae. The record is from RefSeq and is a predicted model, not a curated record.